Rhodofomes roseus is the source of this 1247-nucleotide messenger RNA. RefSeq lists its product as uncharacterized. Bases 1 to 1083 code for a protein of 360 amino acids. The transcript is spliced from 6 exons. Lineage: Eukaryota; Fungi; Basidiomycota; Agaricomycetes; Polyporales; Fomitopsidaceae. The record is from RefSeq and is a predicted model, not a curated record.
AUGCACGCCCACAACACGCUUCCGACGUACGAUCCCGAUUUCCAGAACCCUCAUCCCGACUAUCCGCCUCUGCAAUCCUAUAACGAACCCGCCAUGAGCAACGACCUCGCUCAAGCCGACUAUGGCUCGACUAACGACCCCUUCGCGUCCACCUCCCUGCCAGUCUCCAGUCCAGCGCAGUACUUCGAUGCAAGUCUGGCACCGGCAUGGCCGCAAGGCUACCCACCUUAUAGCAGCGAUCAGCAAACGCAUUUCGUCCAGUCCACACUAAUGCCAGGAUACCAAUGGCAGUCGCAUGGCUAUCCCGCCGCCCCUACACAUAGUCUUCAAGGCUAUAACCAGACGUUUAUCCCCAAUCUUCCAGUGCAACUCCGACCCGCGCUGGCUAGGUCGGCAGCAAACGUGGCGUAUCACGGAGCAGCCGGUAUGCCUACAGUCCAGGCUGCGACGCCUGCACAAUAUCAUUCAGAGAUCGCCAUGGGGCAGUCGCAUCCUGCGCAAUGGAGUGCAAACAUGGUGGAACAACCUGGCAGCAAUGUGGGGCUACAGCAGAUGACGCACCCGAGUAGCCUCCAGCAAGGCCCCUUUACGACCGUCCCGGCGAGCAGCCUUCACGGCUCUCGACAGACGGCUUCCUCGGGCCAGCGGCGCCCUUCCCCAACGCAGUCAACCACCCCGAGUAGGCGACGAAGUCCAGCUGGCAGCAAUAGGUCCGGACAUACGCCAGAGCCCCGCCCGUCUUCGUCUCGCCAGCCGCGGAGCCCGACCCAGACACCGUGCUGCUGGGGCGGCUUUUGCGGGACGUCGCUCGAGACGCUGCCCAUCGCCGCCAUUUCGCACCAUCUCAAGGAGGCGCACAUAGAUCGCCACACUUGGGACGGUCGCGCACGGGUCGUCUGUCAAUGGACGAGUGGAGGCGCCCCAUGUGGUAUGGAGAUGUACUAUGACAACAUCGGCAAGCACAUCGCGGCCGUCCACCUCGGGAGCACCGCGCUGUCAUGCCCAUAUUGCGACAAGACGUUCUCGAGAGGCGACUCCUUGUGUCGUCAUGUCCGAGAGGCUUGCCGCCACGCGUCAUCAUAGUGCCCCCGCUCGUCGUACCAAUAGACAUCGACGAUCCGCCGCGCUCGCUUCGGUAUUCCCGCCAGCCAGCGCCUCUACCAGAAUGUACUCAUCGCCGCGGUGGGGCCCUCUAUAGUAAUGCAAGGAGGCAUGCCUUCUCGAUGGAUUCCAACCAAUGACGAUCG